Aaosphaeria arxii CBS 175.79 is the source of this 2921-nucleotide messenger RNA. RefSeq lists its product as uncharacterized. Gene Ontology annotation, biological process: DNA-templated transcription; regulation of DNA-templated transcription. NCBI's taxonomy places the organism in Eukaryota, Fungi, Ascomycota, Dothideomycetes, Pleosporales. The transcript has 7 exons. The record is from RefSeq and is a predicted model, not a curated record. The coding region runs from base 183 to 2678 and encodes 831 amino acids. Gene Ontology annotation, molecular function: zinc ion binding; DNA binding; DNA-binding transcription factor activity, RNA polymerase II-specific.
GCCAUCAUUACCCCAACACCAAAAAUCUGGGCGACUUGCGAACGGUUAUCGAACAUGCUCAAAUCCGUCCUCAGUAACUAAUCCCCUAUCAAUUCGUGAAUUCCACUUGCUGCACAUGUGUCCAUUGUCACUCUCAUAGUACAUCUGGUUUUCACGUAGUAGUUAAAGCCCUACUUGUUAUAAUGCAAGCACAACACGAGCCUUCACUUCCUCCUCCACAGCAGCAGCGACAGAGACAGCGACGAAACCUAGACCGGGAGCGGAAACGGGCAGCGCGGGCUUGUGACGGAUGCCGGCGACAGAAGGAGAAAUGCGAUGGAGGCGUGCCAUGCCGUCGGUGCUUUCGACUCAAGCGGAAGUGUGAGUUCUCCGGCCGGGCUCCUCCUAGGGGGACCAGCGAUGUUGGGAAGUCGACUGCCAUGGCCGUAUGUCCUACUGCGAACUGCGAACCGGGUCGGGAGGCUGUCCCGGAAGCUAUGUACAGUAGAGUUCCAUCUGUACCUGGUCAACAGGACCUCUCGCAGCGGGUAGCCUAUCUAGAGAAGAUCAUUCAGCACUAUGCAGGUGAUGUCACUCUAGAUGCAGUGACCGUCCGUAACAUGGCCGACGGGGCCGACAGGCAACGGCGGCCAAUGAUGGAAACAGAAGUCUCGGUAAACGGCUCAGAUAUCGCGAGUGUUGAUGCAGAGGACUUCAGCAUCCAGCCUUUGGAGAAUAACAUUACACAUUACUCGGGGGAGUUCUCACAUUGGAACUUUUCCAUGAGAAUAAAGCAAUGGAUCGAUCAGACAGUUCUCCGUGACGAUACCAACCAAACCCCCGACUCGACAGUCUUCAAGGAGUACUAUAGGCCUGAGGAACUCCAAUCCCCCUCUAGCAUCGUCAACUCCAUAUCAUCUUUACCUCCUCGAUCCAUCGCAAACUUCCUCGUGCACUCGUUCUUCAACCACGCCGAGGCCAAUUACUUCUUCGUCGAACGGCAGUGGCUCGAGGACAGACUCGACACCGUGUACGAGCGGCCCGCAACCUUAUCCCGCCGGGACGUGGGCUCCGUAUGCGUGAUCUUUGCUAUCCUCGCCAUCGGCGCACAGUAUGCCUACCUCGAGUCUUACGCCGAGGGCCACGAGGAUCAUCCGCCCUACGGCCUCAAGACGAAGGUCUCGGAGCCGUUCUCGGAGGACAACGUUAGCGUUAUGUUCUAUCAGCAGGCUUGUCGGCUGCUAACGGACGUCAUCGCGAUAUCUUCCCUCGAGAGCGUGCAGGCUUGUCUGCUGAUCGGUAUCUACACCUUGCCGCUUGAUGCGUCAGGGUUGUCAUAUAUCUAUCUGAACUUGGCGCUUAAACUCGCCAUCCAGAAUGGCAUGCAUAGGAAGUGCCCUGUAGAUUCGCUGAAUGAUUCCCUCCGUGAGACGAGGAAUCGGGUUUGGUGGACAGCCUACACAAUUGAAAGACGAGUCGGUAUCUUCCACGGACGACCGAUCUCCAUCUCAGCAUCAGACCUCGACGCAGACCUGCCCGUCGACCGAUCCAUCAACCUAUGGCCUUCCACGACCGCCAUCCACACUGCCCACUUCCUCGCGACCUUGCAUCUGAACCAGAUACUCAGUAAGAUGUCCCACGAGAUAUCCCUACUCAAAAACCACACUGUCCGCGAGAUCUCCAACGGCCUAGGCCGACUCAUCGAGCUGCGGCGCGGCCUCGUCACCUGGUGGGACGGCCUCCCAGAUACACUGUUUGCAAAGGCAACGCCCGCGAUGAACGCGCUGCAGCGGUCCGCCACCACGCGAACGGGCGUGCACCUGAACCUCGAGUACUGCCUAGUUCGCAUCUUCGUCGGCCGGGCGUUCAUCUUCUCGCGCUCGAAGUCGCAGAUCAGCUCUCCCGUCUCACAACACCAACCCGACAAUACCACCGCAGCCGCAACCGCUGGAGUUGGAGCAGGCGCAAACAACAACACCACGGCCAGCCCCUCCCAAGCCUCGACCAGCAACAGCGACUCACGCGCCCUCCUCGUCGCAGACUGCAUCGACGCAUCCCUCACCGUCGUCGACCUCUGCCGCCACCUCCGGAACACCAUCGGCCUAGCCCGCGCCUCGUACACCGAGUUCAGCGCGUGUCGCGCCGCGCUGCUGGUCAUAAUAACGCAGUGUCUACAGCGGAAGACGGAUCGGUUCCGCCGUGCGCUGCGGAGCGGGCUCGCGAUGCUGAAGGAGAUGUCUGCGGGUUGCGAGUCCGCGCGGUCGGAGCUGUCGCUCAUCGAGGCGUUCGAUAGGGCGAUUGCGAGGCUCGAUGUCUCGUCGACGGCGUCGGUGGCGGAGAGUAGGGCGGGUUCGGAGUACGCGCAGUUCAAGAGGUGGGAGCAGUCGUGGAAGAGUGACGCCGUGUCGUUGUCGUCGUCGGCGGCGGUGGAUAGGAUGGGCGAGGGAAGCAUGCAGCAUAUGUCGAUGCCGAUGGCUUCGCAGCAGGCGGCUGGUCCGUCGGCGUCGUCCUGGAUGCUGUCGGAUGGCCCUCUGCAGAGGCAGAUCCCGGGGCCUAUGCCUACGGAGACACCGCUGUUUGAUGUGGAUGGGAAUUUUGCUUCGUUUCCGCAGACUAUAGAUGAAUUCUCGUCCCUGUUGGCAUAUCGAUUCGGAAAUGAUCUGGAUUAUUUACAAACUGGGAAUCAUAGCAGCAUAUAGGAAGACUUAGUAAAAGGCUAGAAUUCAGCUGUAGUCACUCGAAGGACUACUCCAGAUCAUGUAAACUUGACUUGCCCAUUGGUUCUCUUCGCAUGUCAUUAUGGUCGCUCGGUGUCAUGCUCAACGCACCUGGCAAAAGCAGUGUGCAGAAAGUGACUCUUAAUGUAUUUCAUACUAUCAAUCAACCAGCCGACCAACCAAUCAUUCAAAUCUCAUAAUCUAUGUAGUAUCCAUGCACUAACA